AUGCCCCGCACCACCGCCACCACCACCACCACCACCACCACGGCGUCCCCCCAAAAGGUCCAGUGGCCCGCAACCUUCACAGAUGGCCUGCCCCUGCCCAAAAUGGUCGUCUUCGACCUCGACUACACCCUCUGGCCCUUCUGGGUAGACACCCAUGUCACAGCCCCGCUCAAGCCCACCGAGGGCGGCCUCAAGGUCAAGGACCGCUACGGCGAGGGCUUCGCCUUCUACACCGACGUUGGCGGCAUCCUAGAGGCACUCAAGGCCAAGAAUAUCCUUAUCGGCGCCGCUUCUCGCACCUGCGCCCCAGACCUCGGCCGUGAAAUGCUCAAGCUGCUCAAGAUACCCAGUCCCUCGGGCUCGUCAUCCCGCGCAAUCGACUUGUUUGACCAUUUGCAAAUAUAUCCCGGUAACAAGACGACGCACUUUGAGCGCAUACACCGCGACAGCGGCAUUGCCUUUGAAGACAUGCUCUUCUUUGACGACGAGAGCAGGAACAAGAAUGUCGAGGUCCUGGGCGUCACCAUGCAGCUUAUCCGCGACGGCGUCACAAGAAACGAGAUUGACAACGGCGUUCGCGCCUGGAGGAGGAGAAACGGCAAGACGAAUGUAUCGACCGCCUGA
Exserohilum turcica Et28A is the source of this 624-nucleotide messenger RNA. RefSeq lists its product as uncharacterized. The transcript is spliced from 2 exons. The record is from RefSeq and is a predicted model, not a curated record. NCBI's taxonomy places the organism in Eukaryota, Fungi, Ascomycota, Dothideomycetes, Pleosporales, Pleosporaceae. Bases 1 to 624 code for a protein of 207 amino acids. Gene Ontology annotation, molecular function: acid phosphatase activity.